AGUCAUCAUCACACGUUUUGCAUGUGAACAGUAAAAACACGACGAUAUGUCCUUCGGCAAAUGAUGCCAUAUCUUUUUUUCUAAUCAGUAUUAAUUGUAUAUAUUUAAUGUAUAUACGUCUUCAAUAGUCUACGAAUAGAGCUGGUUAUUGUAGGAAUAAUUUGAGACCAUUUUAUUGGAGAUAAAACGGACUGGAUUAUCAGGACCAAAAGGUCGAGAUAGAGAGGCCGGCAGAUCGUUCGACGGCGGGGCCACGGACGGCUUGGUGUGGUGCUGACGUAUUGGGGGUGUGUGCGAGGUGUGUCCAACCCGCCCGGCCCAUUGAAUCUGGAGUUGCCCGACGCGUCAGUUUGUUUUGGGUUAGCCGUCCGGCCGGACCGUCUGUUGACAUAGCUCUCGUUUGUUGAUGAAACCAUAGAGCACGGGAACUUGAUAAGGGAUAUUUGUGUCUUCACUAGAACAGGAUGGCAAGCUCGAAUACAUUGCGUAGGUUCAUCUGCUCAGCACCAACCGUCAGGAAUGUGCUGAGAAGAUCCUACGUCCAGCAGGCACCAAAGCAUGAUGGCACCAAGACUGUAUCCUGGACAGGCCAGGAGUCUCUAGCCCAGAUUGACCCUGAAAUACUCUCGCUCAUUCGAGAUGAGAAGCAGCGACAGAUUAGAGGACUUGAACUCAUUGCUUCAGAGAACUUUUGUACCCAAGCUUGCCUGCAAGUACUCAGCUCUUGCCUCCAUAACAAAUACUCAGAGGGACUACCUGGACAGAGAUAUUAUGGAGGAAAUGAAGUCAUCGAUAAAGUUGAGGUUCUUUGCCAGAACAGAGCCCUCGAGGCCUUUGAUCUGGACCCAGUGAAAUGGGGCGUCAAUGUCCAACCCUAUUCGGGAUCGCCGGCAAACUUGGCCGUUUACACGGCUCUUCUCUCACCGCAUGAUCGCAUCAUGGGUCAAGACCUUCCACACGGCGGACAUUUAACUCAUGGUUUCAUGACAGACACAAGGAGAGUCUCGGCUACUUCAAUCUUCUUCGAGUCCAUGCCAUACCGUCUCGAUAUUAGUACUGGUUUAAUCGACUACGAUAAAUUAGCAGAGUCUGCGAAGCUCUUCAGGCCGCGCCUCAUCAUCUCGGGCUACAGUGCGUACUCCAGGAAACUGGACUAUCGACGCUUCAGAGAGAUCUCGGACGAUGUCAACGCCAUACUGAUGUCAGACAUGGCACACAUCAGCGGCCUUGUAGCAGCCAAAGUACUUCCCUCACCGUUUGACUAUGCAGACAUUGUUACCACCACCACUCACAAGACCUUAAGAGGAGCAAGAGCGGGUCUGAUCUUCUUUCGACGAGGGAAGAAGGGAGUGAGUAAGAAAACAGGGAAGGACCUCAUGUUUGAUUAUGAGAGGAAGAUUAAUAAUGCUGUCUUUCCAGCGCUGCAAGGAGGUCCGCAUAAUAACUCCAUCGGGGCUGUAGCUGUGGCACUGAAACAAUCUAUGUCACCAGAAUUCAAAGAGUACCAACGACAGACGGUUCGUAACUCCCAGGCGAUGGCACAGGGGAUGGUAGCGAGAGGAUACUCUCUUGUUUCAGGAGGUACCGACAAUCACCUGGUCUUAGUUGAUCUUCAAUCCAAGGGUGUGGACGGAGCUCAGGCAGAACACAUCUUAGAACUUUGUGCCAUCUCUGUCAACAAGAACACAUGCCCCGGAGACAGGAGCGCUCUUCAUCCCAGCGGUCUCAGACUUGGCUCACCAGCGCUGACCUCAAGAAACUUCAAAGAAGCCGACUUUCUCCAAGUGGUGGAUUACAUCGAUCGCAGCAUCGCCAUCGGUCAAGAUGUCAAGAAGAUUACUGGUUCAGACAACAAAGCUUUCUUUCACAUCUUGGAAACAAACCCAGAGAUUCAACAGAAGGUUGCUAAGCUGAAGAAUGAAGUGGAGUGCUUCGCUGCCGACUUUCCGAUGCCAGGCUUUGACAAUUUCUGAACCCUCCUCCCUCCCCACCCCUUUCCCUCUCUCAGCCUUGUUCAUGGUGCAUCCUAAGAAAAGUAUUAUAAAAUUAGUUAUAUAUUUUCUUCUAUCUUAAUUGAUAAUUGACACCAAAGUUGUGUUUUUGUGGAGCUGUGUUACCUAUUGCGAAUGUUUAAAAAGAAUAGUUACUGGUCUGAUGUUUUGACCCUUGCAAAGUCCUUCUCAAAAACUAAAGCCUGGUUCAUACUUCCUGCGAAUGAGAAUGCGAAGCGAAUUUUGGUGACCCAACAAUCGAUACGCAGUCCCUUUCCCUUUGUGACGCAAUGAUGUUCGCAUCGCACGAAGCAUUCGCAGGAAGUAUGAACCGGGCUUAAAUGGUUGUGUUGUCAUGUAGCCUUUGAAAAAGAGUCUGCUGGGGUCGAAACAUCAGGCAAUUAACUAUUUGUCGCAUUUAUACCAUAGGCCCUUUUGGUCAGUCAACAAGUUUGCAACAGCUAUUUUCUAAUAUGAUUAUAAAACACUUUAAAUACUUUUGAAGAGUGGUCUGUUUGCCAAAGGCCUCUGUAAGUACGUUGAGGACCCAGUAAAACUUUGGUCCGAUCAAGUUUGACAGAUAUAGUUUGUCCAGUUUGCUUUAAAAUCCAGUGUAUCAAUUUUUUGCAUUCUUUAAAAAAAUUGUUAGUGUACUCGUGAAGACCAAUUAGUUCCGUUUCUAAAAGAGCCAAAGUUUGUUUUGACGAAUAAGUUAUUAAGUAAUUUUGCUGCAAGUAAGUGUGCUCAAGCUGUACUAAAGAAAGAAGCGAUGCUCAAUGAUAAAUUUAUAACUUCUUUGUUAUUAUAAGAACUCAGCAUUUUAAAUUGCUCAAAAUAAUGUUAUUACAAGUAUUCCAUUGUACUCAACAUUUAUGUAUGUUAUUACAUAUGCAGGAGCGAGACUUAUUGCUAAUAAAAAAGUCUGAAAUAUUGAUCCAUAUUUUAAGAGGUAUGUCUUGAAAUGAUGGCAUUUCCAGCUUUUGGUAACCCCUGGAGUUAUAGUUUCCAAAGAGCUUCUGGAAACAGUAUCCUCAUUACUAGAGAAGUGUAGAUCGCAAAGAGCAGGAUUUCUUUAUAUCUAUAAGAAAAUCUAUCUGAAGAAAAUAAGAGCAAUUGUUUUGCCCACAGGAACACAUAAAGUCUGUUAACACUUGAUAAAAGAAAGUCCAGUGUGUGACUCUUGACAGCAUUCAAACAAGAAAUUACAUUUAAGAAGACAGUUGGUGUAGGGUAUUUAAUAUCUUCAUUCAUUGAACACUAAAAAAAAAACAAUUCAUUUGCGGACAAAGUGGAAAUAAUGAUAAAGUUCAGAGCAAUACGGAUUAUUCAUCUUUUUACGGUCAAACCAUUUGUGUUACGUUUUUUAUUUGACCAUUUAUUUCUGGUUUCUUAGACUGAAAGUCAUAACUGAAACGUAGUUAUAAAAACAAGAAAUUAACUGCACUAUUGAAUGUUAAAGUGGUUGAAUUUUCAUCAUCCUUUUAUUAAAGUAUUUUUGAAAGCAAUAUAAUUACAUCCAGUAGUUUUGAAAAAUAAGCUCAAACCUUUUUUAUUACUAUUUCAAGUUAAAUAAUUUAUUCUAACAGUGCUAGAAUACCUUUAUUUUGAAAUGUUUAAACUGUGGUCCCCCAUUUAAUGGUUUGUUAUUUGAGCUUAAAUUAUAUUUAAAAAGUUAAUUUAAUGAGAACGUUAUUUUCAUUUUGGUGUUGCAGUACUGAGAUGAGCAAAUCUGUAAGAGUUAUAACUUUAUUUUAUCUUAAAAUAAAAAAGUUGAAAUAAUUUUAGUAUGUUAUCAAAGCAAACCAAAUCUCUCUUGUUAAUAGCCAUAGAAAGUGCUAUAAUUACACAAACUGGUGUGCCACCGUUUUGCAGUAUAAUACUGUUUACAAUGCACUGUCUGCACUCAUUCCGAAAACCACAUUCCGAGGUCAAAUGUCACAAAUCUGCUAAGCAGAAAUGCUUAAUAAAUUCGCUUACUGAGCAGAAAUAGCAGGAAACCAGCCCCCCCAAAAACACUGUACAUCAUAUUGCAACUUGGCUGGUUAUCUGUUCCUGCUCAGGAAACUCUGAGCUAAGCAAUUUUUUCUAUGCAUGAGUAGUCAUAGAUCAAGUGGGUGUGACACCAAUGUGCACCCAGCAUGAAAAAAGCAAUCUUUUUUGUUUCUUUUCACGCUUGAUACACUGGGCCACAGAAACACCUAAAGGUUGGUGCACAAAAGGGGCUUUGAAACUACCCAAGCGUGGAGUCUGCAUGCUUUUCAUUAGACUGGAAUCCUUUCUUAAUAGAUUGGUAAUUAAUGGUUUUAUCGGAUUAGACAGUCACAUGUGCAAUGAUUACCAGACUCAUAGAAUGACAGGUCAAAGGUAAAAGUGACAAGAAACUGCAUGCCAGGUUCUAGUAAGGCCAGUAUAUGGCUUUAUUCACAAGCCUCUGAACUGUGACAUUACUGUGAACUCCCAAAAUGGUGGAUAGGGUCACGGAGUGACCCAGUUGCAAGGGGCAUUCUCAAAAAACAAAAGCAUUGUGUUAAAAAAGAACUGCCAAGCUGACUACACAGAAACUGUAUGUUGAGGUGUCGAUAUGUGAAUUGCCAACUUGUACAAAAAAAAAAGAGAGUUAAAGUUACGCAUCUCACACAAUUUAUGUGGAUUAGUUGUUAAAUUAUUCAUAACAAUACAAAAAGUAUAAUCUAUGAUUUGUUUAUUUGUUUGCUGCAGAUGUUAGUGCUCCUGAAAUAAACCAAAUCCCAGUUGA
Molecule: messenger RNA, 4746 nt
Organism: Asterias rubens (European starfish)
Lineage: Eukaryota; Metazoa; Echinodermata; Asteroidea; Forcipulatida; Asteriidae
Product: serine hydroxymethyltransferase, mitochondrial-like
Exons: 12
Coding region: 465-1973 (502 amino acids)
Biological process (GO): protein homotetramerization; L-serine catabolic process; tetrahydrofolate interconversion
Cellular component (GO): cytoplasm; mitochondrial matrix; mitochondrial inner membrane
Molecular function (GO): zinc ion binding; cobalt ion binding; protein homodimerization activity
Source: RefSeq, a predicted model, not a curated record